AUGUUCUAUCAAAUAUAUUUAAUUUUGAUAUUAAUUUUUAUUAAUAAAGAGGUUAACGGACUUGAAUGCCAAAGAUGUGAAGGAUGGAGUGGAAGAAAUCCAGCGGGAUGGAUAAGAGAUGUAAACACUGAAUGUGCUAAUAGAAAUAACCAAUGUUAUACUAAUUUUUAUUGUGUCAAAAUUGUAAAUCCAAAGGGUCGCCACACUACAUAUGAAACAUACUCUUCUCAAUGUUAUGAUUCAAGUCAACUUGUAACAUAUCCAGGACAAACUAUAUCAAUUGAAAAAAAUAAAUGUUAUGAAGUUUCGGAUGGUGGAAAUCCAGCUAGAAUAAGAAAAUAUUGUUUUUGUAGAGAUAAGGAUCAUUGUAAUGAUAAUAGUAGAAUCACAUUUAAUAAGAUUAUAUUAAUAACAAUAGUUACAAAAAUUAUAUUAAAUUUCUUUUAUUAA
Messenger RNA from Strongyloides ratti, 450 nucleotides. RefSeq lists its product as hypothetical. NCBI's taxonomy places the organism in Eukaryota, Metazoa, Nematoda, Chromadorea, Rhabditida, Strongyloididae. Bases 1 to 450 code for a protein of 149 amino acids. The record is from RefSeq and is a predicted model, not a curated record. The transcript is spliced from 2 exons.